GAUGAGUACUAAGUAGGCUUAUUUCGUUUGCACAAAUACAAGCGCUUGUUGUGUGCAUGUAAGUUCAUGUUGAAACCAUUUCUUCUUUCGUUUUGGCACACAGUGAAGUCGUAUAUUUGAGUGAUUUCAUUAAGUGCGCGUUACGUGACGAACGUAUUACAUGGGUUUUUUUCUAUGCUAUUGUAUGUUAAAUUUAAUUGAUUCAGCCGAGAGUUAAAUUUUACGAUAAAUUCGAAAUUGUUUUGUGAACAUUUAUAUUUGGUUUUUUUUGUAUGAAAAGAUCUUUCAAUAUAGUUCGAUUGUAUAUUAAAUAGUGUAAGGUGAACCUUUAUAUUUUCUUUGUGGUGAAAUUUUCCGUAACGUAGCACUCACAUAGGAAAAAUUCCAAGAAGAAAUCGUUUGAAAUUUGCGUGCAUUCAAUGUGUAAAUUAUUUGCCAAAACAAAAAGAAAAUUACGAGUGAAGCGAAAUGCCGUCAAUAGGAGUUAAUUUACGUGUGACUGGCCAUUGUAGCCAAGGUGGACGAAAAUACAUGGAAGACUUUUUUUCUGUGGCUUACCAACAGGGUUUGGCUGAUGAACGUGACUUUGAAUACGCCUUUAUUGGAAUCUAUGAUGGUCACGGUGGUGCUGAGGCAGCUACUUUCGCCAAAGAGCAUUUAAUCAAUAUGAUUGUCAAUCAAAAAGCCUUUUGGUCCGACGAUGAUCGUGAAGUGUUGCGUGCAAUUCGUGAAGGAUAUAUCAACACACAUUAUCAAAUGUGGAAAGAACAAGAAAAAUGGCCAAAAACAGCAUCUGGAUUACCAAGCACAGCCGGAACAACAGCAAGUGUGGCUUUUAUUCGUCACGGUAAAAUCUACAUUGGUCAUGUUGGAGAUUCAGGCAUUGUGCUCGGCUACCAAGAAGAUGGCGAAAAACAAUGGCGUGCAAAGGCCUUAACUCAAGAUCAUAAACCAGAAUCGGUUGCAGAGCAAACACGCAUCAUAAAUUCAGGCGGUAAAGUUGUAAGUAAGGCUGGUGUACCGCGUGUGGUGUGGAAUCGACCACGUAUAGGGCAUAAAGGUCCAGUACGUCGAAGCACACCAAUCGAUGAAAUUCCUUUUUUGGCGGUUGCACGAAGUUUAGGCGAUUUAUGGAGCUAUAAUUCUGCUUUAAAUGAAUUUGUUGUGAGUCCUGAACCUGAUGUUCGAGUCAUCAAAAUCGAUCCAAAGCGAUUCAAAUGCCUUGUUUUUGGAACGGAUGGAUUAUGGAAUGUUGUAUCUCCACAAGGAGCUGUUGACAACGUUCGACUCUCCGAUCAAAUAAAUGAGCAUAGCGCAUGUAAUAAUGAGUCCCGUGAAUGGAUAAAUCCAAGUAAAAAUCUCGUGGACAAAGCGCUUGAACGAUGGAGUACCAAGAAAAUGAGAGCAGAUAACACGUCAGUCGUUAUAUUAAUGUUCGAUCCACCUGGUCCACCGAAACGCGACAUUUUGAAAUCAUCCUCGUCACGAUCACAUCUUUUGGGCUAUCUACCGGAAACGGACGAUCAACCGUCACAACAUUUAGAAAUCGAACCGGUACAAAGUUUUGCAAUGUACGAUCACAAUACAAACGAGCUUAUAGACAUUGAUGGUAUUCCACUGCCAACAAGUGGUGCCACAGUUUUAACGCGAUACGAUAACAUUACGGAGAGUGAUGUUCAAACACACAAUCAACAGCAAGCCUAUGCAAACAUCACCGACGAUGACACUUUGAAUGGUGGCACAGUACCAUAUAUGAACAGUUUUGCUGAAUCGUACAAUUCACUAUUGAAUUCGAGUCUAAAUGAGGAUCAUUCAUAUGUGUAUAAUAAUGAUGCGAGUGAAGACAGUGAUUUUGAUGAUUCAAACAGCUAUGAUAAUCCGAAUACAACACAUCAACUAUUGGAUCGAUCACACGAGCCAGUUUACAGUCUGCAUAAAUUAAAAACGAGAAGCGAACAACAAUAUGAUGCAUUCGCUUCAACAUCAUCGCCACCAAUGCCAUCCAAUGAUGUAUAUGGCAGCUAUCAACACAAUUUAGUCGAUCACAAUUAUCUUGGCGAUCAGUCACAAUAUCCAUCAACAUCGGGUGAUGGAGAAAGUGAGUAUUUUAUUGAACCGAAUGUCUCAGUAGUUGAUCCAAAUGAACUAACCAUUAUUGAAAAUUAUUACUCAAAAGAAUCAACAUCAAGCAUUGAAAUGGCAACUGCCGAAAAAGAAUGCAUCGCAACAACAUUGAAGGACGUCACCGAAAGCAAUGAAGAAUUUACAAAUGAGUCGAAUAUUGACAAAAGCAUUCAGAUCAACGAAAUAUCAUCAUCGGAUAGUAAUAAUGAUUCAGUGUCAAGUCUGCCAUCAUUGCGAUUGAGAAAGACACCAACAAAUCUAAAGAAAUCAAAUGCCGUUAUCGAACUUCCGACGCCCGAACGAAAAGUGACACGAAGAAGCCUUGCGCCAUCUGUACGUGUAACACGAUCUACAGGUACUGAGAAACAACAACAAUCGAAAGUCACCAAAAAUGUAAAAAAGGUAGCUGUCAUCAUUCAAAAACCGUCGGCAAGUGGUCGUUUGCAUAAGGAAAAUAUUUCGAUUCUACGCAAAGUGUCAGUUAAAGCUUUAGUGGAUAGUGCAAUUGUAUCGCCGAGUCAUCGUACACGAAACUCAUCAGAGGUACCACAACAAAACCACAAAGUAUUGAAUCAACGAACGUUACGAUCACAAAAUGCGCUAACCAAAGACAUUGUCAGCACCAAGACCAUUCAUCGUUCCAAUCAAACUGCCAAUGUUAAUCAAAUCAUUCAACGGGACGUUGCGCAAACAAAAGUUUGCCCACAUUCAACACGAGCAAAUAGUAAUAUUAAAAUCACCAAUGUCGCGAGUAACACAAAGAAUUUGACCUGCAAAAAGCAACCAAAACGUCUGUUGAACACAGAUUCAGUACAAAUAGUUAAAUCAAGUAGUAGUAAGUUGCAAAAAUCCGCAGAACUAUUGGCUCAGGCCAAAAAUUCACAAACAUUACGUUUUAAAGUGGUGGUGGCGAAAAAUUCGAUGGUGGAACAAAUCGGUAACACAUCACGUCCGUCGAUAGUAACUCGACGAAUGCGAUUACAACAAUAACAUUGAUCGUAUUUUCCCAUUCUUUUUACUCUGUGAGCAAAUCGAUUAAAGUUUCUUUUUUUUUUUUCGUAUUGAAAUCAUUUUCACAUACACUCAUUAAAUAUUGACUCAUACAUACGAUUUUGAAGAGAUCUUUUGGAUAUUGUAGCAACCUGUAUUACUUAAUAUUAUUUUAUUUAAUCGUCGAAUCAAUUGUAGAAUAUUCAUUUCUUUUGUUAUUUCUGUAUAUUUUUUUUUGGCAAUUGAGUUCAUUUUUUCCCUCGAACAAUUUUCUCAUUUUGUUAUUCACAUUAAUUUAUUGAAACUCAGACGAAAUCUGCAAAUAUAUUCCAAUGUAUUUAAGACUCGGCUUAUUUCUAAUCUUAAGUAUAAAUGAUAAUUUCGAGGUAAAACGAUUCUCAUUCAAAAGUAAUUAGAAUUUUAAGUGUCAUAUAAAUUUAAAUUAAUUUCAUUUUUUUGCUAACGUUAAAGGCUUUAAAGCCAAUCUGAAUUUUGAGUUAUCAAAAAAAUUAUCAAAAAAAAAAACAUAAAAACUGUUGAUACUAACAAAAAUAAAAUGAGAGAAAAAAGCGAAUAAAUUAGUACCAUGAAAUGAUUUACCACCACUUUAAAUGUAAGCUCACAAAAGCAAUUUAAACCAAUGAAUCCAAACAAUGCCCGUUUUUUACACCAAAAAAUAAGGACUUAUGUACCUUUUUUUUCUUGUACAAGACACUUUCUUGUACAUUGUCAAAUAACCGACCACCAUCAACUAAAUAUCAUCUAAAAUUGUAGUUUUAAAUACCAUUUGUAUCAAUUCUCUUAUUCAAUUUUUAUUUUCAACAACUAGAGAACCUUUUAACUGCUGAAGAGUUAAAAUAGACAAAGAUUCAAAUGAAUUAAAUAUUAGUAAAUUUAACGAAAAACAAAGAGAACAGAUGUAAUAUAUCCAUAUAUUUUCUUUAUACUAUUAAUAGAUGAAUUUUUGACGAAAUGAACUAGACAAUUGCA
Messenger RNA from Contarinia nasturtii (swede midge), 4104 nucleotides. RefSeq lists its product as uncharacterized. The transcript is spliced from 4 exons. The record is from RefSeq and is a predicted model, not a curated record. Gene Ontology annotation, cellular component: cytosol; nucleus. Gene Ontology annotation, molecular function: mitogen-activated protein kinase binding; cation binding; protein serine/threonine phosphatase activity. Lineage: Eukaryota; Metazoa; Arthropoda; Insecta; Diptera; Cecidomyiidae. Gene Ontology annotation, biological process: protein dephosphorylation. Bases 469 to 3114 code for a protein of 881 amino acids.